AGUUAUUUACAAUUUGAAAAAAAAAAAAAUCGCAAAACAUUCAUAUAUUUUAAGUGUGGUUUACAAUUUAGUUAACUCUCCCAGUUAGACAGAAUUGUUAGCUGGACCGUUUGCUUUCCAGGGCCUAAUUGUUCCGCUCCUCUUGUUUCCCGGCCGGCUGGGUUCUAAUGGAUGAGCAGGAGGGGGAGACUGGCAAGUUGGAAAUGUGUCGGAAUUAUUAAAGAUUGAAAGAAUACUUGAGACAGUAAGCGUCGGUAAAUGUGGUGUGCGGUAUCCACAGAUUAACAGAGGUAAUUGUUAUUGUACUAGGACAAGCGUUUUAGUGAGCAGGGAAGACUAACGAAGACGAAUAGCACAGUGUUGAACGCAAGAAGAAGCGGAAGUUGAGAAAUAAACGAUUAUUGUUACCGGUCACAACGGUUUGCUGCCGUGGGGUCUCAGUACCGGGUAUUCUGCGUAUUAAUCCGUAAAUGUAGUGUAACAUAUCAUCAUAUUUAAUAAAUAGUUGAGAUUAGUGAGACAAAGCUACACAAGGAAUUGCCUCGUAUAUUGCUGGCAGUCCCAUUUCUUUGAAUCAUGACACGUUAAUGUGUAUGGACGUCUCAUCAGGGCAUACACCGCCAUGGCCACCUCGUCAGAGGAGGUUCUGCUCGUCGUGAAGCGGGUUCGACAGAAGAAGCAGGAUGGGGCUCUGUACCUCAUGGCGGAGAGGGUAGCCUGGGCGCCAGAGGGGAAGGACCGCUUUUCCGUCAGCCACCUGUACGCAGACAUCCGCUGUCAGAAGAUCAGCCCUGAUGGGAAAUCCAAGAUCCAGCUGCAGCUGGUUCUGCACACAGGCGAGACGACCAACUUUCACUUCACCAGCGAGAGCAGCGCAGUGAAGGACCGGGACGCAGCCAAAGACCUGCUGCAGCAGCUGCUGCCCAAGUUCAAGAAGAAAGCCAACAAGGAGCUGGAGGAGAAGAACAGAAUGCUCCAGGAGGACCCCUUGUUGUUCCAGCUCUAUAAGGACCUGGUGGUCAGUCAGGUGAUCAGCGCCGAGGAGUUCUGGGCGAAUCGGGUCAGCAUGAACUCCGUCGACCACUCUCUGACCAACAGCAAGCAGGAAGUGGGCAUCUCCGCAGCCUUUCUGGCGGAUGUUCGACCGCAGACAGAUGGCUGCAACGGUCUGAGAUACAACCUGACCUCCGAUAUCAUUGAAUCCAUAUUCAGGACCUAUCCUGCAGUGAAACAGAAGUACGGGGAGAACGUGCCUCACAACCUGACGGAGAAGGAGUUUUGGACCCGGUUCUUUCAGUCCCACUAUUUCCACAGAGACCGGAUCAGCACCGGCUCGCAGGACCUCUUCGCAGAGUGCGGCAAGCUGGAUGAGCAAGGGUUGAAGUCCAUGGUUGGCCAAGGAGUGAGGAACCCAAUGGUUGAUCUGACGUCACUUGAGGACAAGUCACUGGAUGAGGGUUAUGGUAUCUCGUCAGGGCCGUCCACCUCCAGUCACAGCAAGACUUUGAAAGAGAACAGCAAUGCGGCCAUCAUCAAACGCUUCAACCACCACAGCGCCAUGGUGCUGGCGACCGGACUGUGCAGACAGGAUGCACAGAACGAGCAGAACGGAGAGACGAGCAGCACGGAUGGAAACUCCAAGGAUUCAGACUUCUUCCAGCCGUCGAUGAAAAAGGUGAAGUUAAAAGAAUCUAUAGAAUAUACAGACUUGGAGCAAGAGAAUGGAAGGAAAGCUGUCACACUGAACCUCAAGAAGUCUGAUAGGUAUUCUCACGGUCCCACCCUGGUACAGUGCCAGCAAUACGCAACCAGCCAGGACAUUAUUAACUCUGUCAACUGUAUUAGGCACGAAAUGGCCAACUACACGCCAAGACUCACUCAGGUCCUCUCCAGCAGCACAGCGAGCACAGCCAUUGCAGCCCUGUCUCCGGGAGGAGUGCUCAUGCAAGGAGGAACACAACAAGCCAUAAACCAGAUGGUGCCAAACGACGUGCAGUGUGAGCUAAAGCACCUGUACGUGGCAGCGGGGGAGCUGCUUAGACACUUCUGGUCCUGCUUCCCUGUCAACACCCCUUUCCUGGAGGAGAAGGUGGUGAAAAUGAGGAGCAACCUGGAGCGGUUUCAGGUUACUAAGUUGUGUCCAUUCCAAGAAAAAAUGCAACGACAGUACUUAAGUACAAAUCUAACCGGCCACUUGGAGGAAAUGCUACAGAUAGCAUACAACAAAUUCCACACGUGGCAGACGAGACGCAUGCUGAGGAAAACAUGAAGGGGUGCCAGCCGGGGGGAGGAGGAGAACAAGAGCAGGAGAAAAGAGGCUGGAGCUUGGCAGCUGAAAGCUGUGGAGACUCCUGAGGGAAUGGAUUUGGGAAAUUGAAUCUUGCUAGGGUCCGCUUUGGAAACAGGAAGAAGUUUUCUCCUGUGGUUUGAACAACGAAGUGGAAUUUAAACAAAAAUAAAUAAAUAAAAAGUGGGGGGGAGGGGAGGGGCAUUGUUUAGAAGCUCUUCGAGGAGUUCUGAAGACGGCAGACAACAAGAUGACCAAACUGAGAACCUGGAAUCGAGGAGCAGUGUUCUUACCGCAGGGACUCAGGAACUGCAAAGCGUUUGCACCGUUAGAGUGCUGCUAUAAUAAUAAUAAUAAUUUUGUCGUUAUUGUUAUAAUAAAAAACAAAAAAAUAUGUACAAUAAAAUGUGCUUGGGUGACUACAGGGUUUCACAUAGGCUUAAUGUUGAUUCUUAGCAUGUUGCGUUGGCUGACAGCGUUGGGAUUCACCUGCUGGGAGGAGCAGGGUUGGAGCACUAGGAUAUGGUUGUUGCCCCAUUUUUAUUAAGAGCAUGUUAAAAGAAAAAAAAAAACUCAGCUUGUUUAUUGAGUUUGAAAGGCUCAGGAAAGACAUGAAACUAGUUUUGGGUUCACUGCCUCACGCCCUUUCUCUAUGGGUGUAUAUAGAUAUAUCAGAGGUGGAAAUAAGACUCCUAUUGCAGAGCAGCAGUUCGUCCAUUCCAGGUGUUAAUACAAGCUUGAUUAGCCCCAGGUCAGAGGAGACCUCUUAAACAUAGUAAAACCAGGAAUGGCUCAAGCUGCUAUGCAAUGGGAUUCUUAUUUCCAUCCCUGGAUAAAGAUUUAUGACUGCAUGCACAGCAGAUCAAAACAGCGACGGGGAUGACGAUGAUUUAACUGGCAAGCACUUGUGUUUGCUGAGAAGCUAAAAUGAUACCUUUCUGCUUAAUAUCUGUCACGUUACACUAAGAUAAUAUUCUCACUCAAGGAUACAGUCGAAGGUACAGGCAUUAGAAUCUGGGGGUGUAUGCAGGCAUCUGUCUACUCUGUGUGGCUCUGAAAUUCUCUGUGGUCGCAGCGCUAGACUGUCGUGGCUUGCUGGUUAUGUCGUUUUAGUACGACCCCUGACAACAGCUGCAAACUGACCCAACAUUUUGAGUUUUUUUUUCCUUUUCUUUUUUUUAUAUAUAUUUUAAUAUAUUUUCUUUGUGUGAAAACUGUGGAAUAAAAAUAAACAAAAAACUUUUCUGUAAUUUUUUUUUUUUUUUUAAAGGAACAAUCUAUUUAAGAAGAUAUGUUCUUUCUGUAGAUUUUCCCCAUUGUGGUGUGUUUUUUUUUUGUUGUUUUGUUUGUUCAACAUGCAAGCUGUGGUAAUGAAAGCUGCACUGCCCGUGCUAGGAGUACACUGCCUGCUUUCAGGGCACAUACUCCUCAUGCCCGUGCCAGUGCAUCAGGUGGGCUUUUUUAAUGGUAAUCAUUUUUUUUUUGGUGUGGCAGCAAUGUACAUUUGAACUUGGGUCAAACUAGUCAUAUUUGCCAAGCUUUUUUUUUUUUUUUUUUUCUAUGUGUGUGUGUGUGUGUGUGUGUUUGUUUCAUAAGGAAUUUUUCACGGAAGGAUGAUUUAGUGGAAUGGAGGGGCUGGGUUGAUUUAUUUAUAGGUAGAUAGAUUUGCUUUUCUCCUAUUGAUUUUGUACUGCAUGUUUCCCAUUGAAAAUGAGAAAGACAAAGUGAGUUUUAUUUUUCAUUUAUUUUUUGGGGAGGUGGGUGAUAUGUGAAGAAGGAUUACUGCAUUGUUGAAAUGGGGAACAAAAAUAUCUUUUUAAAUAAAAUGAAAAUUCAACUUUAUUACAAUGGAGUAUGUUUGA
Polyodon spathula (Mississippi paddlefish) is the source of this 4149-nucleotide messenger RNA. RefSeq names its product general transcription factor IIH, polypeptide 1 (gene gtf2h1). The coding region runs from base 623 to 2269 and encodes 548 amino acids. The transcript is spliced from 15 exons. Lineage: Eukaryota; Metazoa; Chordata; Actinopteri; Acipenseriformes; Polyodontidae. The record is from RefSeq and is a predicted model, not a curated record. Gene Ontology annotation, cellular component: transcription factor TFIIH holo complex; transcription factor TFIIH core complex. Gene Ontology annotation, biological process: transcription by RNA polymerase II; nucleotide-excision repair; transcription by RNA polymerase I.